UGAAAAUGUCCAUCCAAAACACCAGCGUAUGAAAAGCCUUCUUAAUCCGUGUAUCUAUCAAAACCCAAUCUCAGGUGUUUUCAAGCUACCAUGAGAGCUGCUCAACCAAAACCAUUGAUUGCAUGGGCCACACUCCUCCUAGCUACUCUCGUCUCUCAUACUCAAACUGCUAGAAUUAAUGCCAAUGACCCUAUAUACAACUACAAUUCGCCGCCUCCGCCAACUUACAACAAUCCUCCACCGCCUCCGGCAACGUACAUUACUCCAUCACCUUCUCCUCCACCCUCUCCCAAUCCUCCGCCAUUGCGCGGCCCAUCUAUUCCUAUCAAUCAACCUCCUCAUCCUGCUCAUGGACCGAAUCCCUCACUGCCACCCAUCUACGCCACUCCGUCGCCAUUCCCUCCACCGCCUUCACAUACUAAUAAACCAUUUCCACCAAUUCCUCGAACCCCUUCGAAGGUUUCUCCGCCAAUGUAUAAACACCUACGAACACCGCCUCCGACAAUCUAUCAACGUCCGUUGAUGCCACCACCUUCUGUUUAUCAACCUCCAACAUCUCCCAAGAUCCAACCGCCAGUACGUAAACCUCAUCCACCACAUCAUAAGCGGAGGCCGCCAUGUCAUCAUCGUCCUCCAUCACUUUAUAAGCCUCCAGUGCAGAAAUCUCCUCCACCGGCAGUUUAUCGACCUUCUGCCUCACCACCUCCACCUCCAGUGCAUAAUACUCCCCUUACAACUCCACCAGUGCAAAAACCUCCGGUUGAUCAGCCACCUGUUUCACUACCUCACAAGCCUCCACCGCUGGUUUGUCAACCUCCCACCUCACCAUCUCCAGUGCAGAAACCUCCACCGCCAGUUUAUCAACCUCCCAUCUUGCCGCCUCCAGUGCAGAAACCUCCACCGCCAGUUUAUCAACCUCCCUCCUCGCCGCCUCCAGUGCAGAAACCUCCACCGCCAGUUUAUCAACCUCCCACCUCGCCACCUCCAGUGCAGAAACGUCCACCAGUUUAUCAACCUCCCACCUCGCCGUCUCCAGUGCAGAAACCUCCACUGCCAACUUACCAACCUCCUACGGAUAACCCACCUCCAACAUCUCCUCCGCCAAUGCAAAAACCACCAAUCAAUCAGCCUUCCAUUCCACCUCCUCUACUUUAUAAGCCUCCAGUUUAUCAGUCCCCCAACUCACCACCUCCACUGUAUAAAUCCCCUCCAAUGCCUCUUCAUACAAGCUUGCCAAAUUCCAAGCCAGUGAAGCCUUCACCUCCUUGGUGGCUUGUUCAUACAAGCCAACUAAAUUCUGAGCCAGUGCAAACCCCUUCAAUGCCUACAAGUUUGCCAAACUCCGAGCCAGUGAGACCCUUUUGGAUGCCUCUUCGUACAAGCCUUCCAAAUUCUGAGCCAGUGCGACCCCCUUCGAUGCCUCUUCAUACAAGCUUGCUGAAAUCCGAGCCGGUGAGGCCUCCUUGGUUGCCUGUUCAUACAAGCCUACCAAAUUCCGAGCCAGUGCGACCCCGUUCAAUGCCCACAAGUUUGCCAAAUUCUGAGCCGGUGAGCCUCCCUUCGAUGCCUCUCCAUACAAGCAUGCCAAACUCCGAGCUGGUGAGACCCCCUUUGAUGUCUUUUCAUACAAGCUUGCUGAACUCCGAGCCAGUAAGGCCUGCUUCAUUGCCUGUUCAUACAAGCCAACCAAAUUCUGAGCCAGUGCGACCCCCUUCAAUGCCUACAAGUUUCCCAAAUUCUGAACCGGUCAGGCCUCCUCUGUUGCCUUUUCUUGAAAGCCAGCCAAAUUCCAAGCCAGUGCGGCCCCCUUCAAUGCCAACUUUUCCAAAUUCCAAGCCGGUGAGGCCUUCUUCACUGCCUUUUCAUACAAGCCUACCAAACUCCGAGCCAUUGCGACCCCCUUCUUUGCCUCUUCAUACAAGCUUGCCAAACUCCGAGCCAGUGAAGCCACCUCAGCUGCAUGUUCAUACAAGCCUACUAAAUUUUGAGCCCAUGCGACCCCCUUCAAUGCCCACAAGUUUGCCAAAUUUUGAGCCGGUGAGACCUCCUUCAUUGCCGGUUCAUACAAGCCAACCAAAUUUUGAGCCAGUGCAACCCCCUCCAAUGCCUACAAGUUUCCCAAAUUCUGAGCCGGUCAGGCCUCAUCAGUUGCCUAUUCAUGAAAGCCAACCAAAUUCCAAGCCGGUGCGACCCCCUUCAAUGCCAAAUUCCAAGCCAGUGAGGCCUUCUUCACUGCCUUUUCAUACAAGCAUACCAAAUUCCAAGCCAUUGCGCCCCCUUUCUUUGCCUCUUCAUACAAGCUUGCCAAACUCUGAGCCAGUGAAGCCACCUCGAUUGCCUGUUCAUACAAGCCUACCAAAUUCGGAGCCAGUGCGACCUUCAACGCCAAGUAUGCCAAAUUCUGAGCCGGUAAGACCCACUUCAAUGCCUCUUCAUACAAGCCUGCCAAACUCCAAGUUGGUUAGGCUACCUUCGCUGCCUGUUCAUACAAGCCACCCAAAUUCUGAGCCAGCACGACCCCCUAAUUCCGAACCAGUGAGGCCUCAUUUGUUACCUGUUCAUGCAAGUCUACUAAGUUCUGAGCCAGUGCGAUCCCCUUUCAUGCCUCUUCCAAAUUCUGAGCCAGUGCGACCCCCUAAUUCUGAGCCAGUGAGGCCUCAUUUGUUGCCUGUUCAUGCAAGUCUACCAAGUUCCGAGCCAGUGCGACCCCCUUUCAUGCCUCUUCAUAGAAACUUGCCAAACUCUGAGCCUUCUUUGUUGCCUAUUUAUACCAGCCAAACAAACUCCGAGCCAGUGCAACUUCCUUCAAUGCCUCUCCAUGCAAGCCUGCCAAACUCAGAGCCAGUGAGACCUUGGAUGCCCACUCAUGCAAGCUUGCCCAACUCUGAGCCGAUUGGAUCCACUCAACUGCCUGCCCGUUCUACAAGAACGCCAUUGCAAUAUGCAGCUCCCCCACCACCUUGGCCAGUCUGA
This is a messenger RNA of Magnolia sinica, 2973 nucleotides long. RefSeq names its product proline-rich extensin-like protein EPR1. NCBI's taxonomy places the organism in Eukaryota, Viridiplantae, Streptophyta, Magnoliopsida, Magnoliales, Magnoliaceae. The coding region runs from base 91 to 2973 and encodes 960 amino acids. The transcript has 2 exons. The record is from RefSeq and is a predicted model, not a curated record.